Messenger RNA from Camponotus floridanus (Florida carpenter ant), 1529 nucleotides. Its product is annotated as mitochondrial inner membrane protease ATP23 homolog. The transcript is spliced from 5 exons. Gene Ontology annotation, biological process: mitochondrial proton-transporting ATP synthase complex assembly; mitochondrial protein processing. Gene Ontology annotation, cellular component: extrinsic component of mitochondrial inner membrane. NCBI's taxonomy places the organism in Eukaryota, Metazoa, Arthropoda, Insecta, Hymenoptera, Formicidae. The record is from RefSeq and is a predicted model, not a curated record. The coding region runs from base 659 to 1447 and encodes 262 amino acids. Gene Ontology annotation, molecular function: metalloendopeptidase activity.
CUUUCCAGCAAGCAACACAGGCGACACCGUGUCGCUACAGUGUCGACACAGGUGCUUUCCAACUACGACACAAGUCGACACAAUCGUACACAGCAAAAAUGCUGUGUUCGCCUGUGUCGUCGUUUUGUAGCACCCCAGUGAGUGCCAACAUAACAUUUCAUAUUUGGUAUCAUUAAUUUUUUUAAGAAUGGUAUUGCGUGAUAUUGCGUCCAAAAGACAUCUAAAAGACGACUUAAAGACAUCUAGACGUCUUUAAGACGACAUAAUGUUGUGUGGGAACGUUCUGAAAAUUUAGACCUAGUGACAACUAUUAAAAGUGACUGCCCUGCACUCUAGUGGCAAAAUAAAAUAGCUAAAAAGCGUUCCAGCUACAAGUCGACACUGUGUAACACUGUGUCACACAGUGUAUCACUGUGUUACCAUAGCUGGAAAGCACCCAGAGAUACAGUGGAUGCACUAACUGCUGCAUAAACGAACGCACCUUAUGAUGUAACUUGUUAUAACCAGUUAUAACCUCAAGUUGGGAAAUAGAUCCGCACAGUAUUAUAUAGAUACAUGAAUAUUUGACUAACAAUAUCAUAAGUUACAGUGCGAUUGAUAUUUAUUUAUAUUGAUUUAUUCGUUUAUUCACAUUUUUGGUUUUCUAUUUCGCGUAACAAUGACAGUGAAGAAUGAAAAGUCAGAUGAUGGAAAGAGAAACGAAGGUGAUGCUAGCAAAGAAGCAGUCACCGCAGAUAAUGCAAGCAACAACGGUUUAUGGGGAUCUGAUAUGUAUCCCGAAAGGAAAGGAGCUAAACAAAAGCGUAGCUGGUUUAAUCUGUUAAUCGGAGCUGCGGGACGAGAGUCGAUAGAUAAAGUCAAAUGCGAAGAAAAUGUUUAUAGAUGCAUAAAAGAUAGUCCUAUAGUAAAACUAAUGGUGGGAGCACUGAAGAGUUCUGGAUGCGAAAUAGAUAUGCGUCGACAUAUUUCUUGCGAAGUAUGCAAUCCACUUGUAACUGGUGGAUAUGAUUCCGAAUUAAAUCAAGUAGUUAUUUGUCAGAACAUGGCACACAGUGAAAACAUAGUUCGCGGUGUUCUGUUACAUGAAAUGAUUCAUAUGUUUGACUAUUGUCGUAAUAAAUUAGAUAUGAAAAAUAUCGAUCAUCUAGCCUGUACCGAAAUCAGAGCAGCGAAUAUCGGUCAUUGUAGUUUUAUAAGUUCAAUGCUACAAGGCGAUUCGUCUUUUAUUAAUAUAAAAGCAACACAUCAGAAUUGUGUGAAACAUAAAGCUAAGAUGUCAGUAAUGGCAGUACACACAGUAUCAGAAGAAGUAGCAAAUGCAGCCAUAGAAAGAGUAUUCACAAAAUGUUACAAUGAUCUAGAACCAAUUGGUAGGAGGAUUCGUAGGAAUUCAGAUGAUAUGCCGAGAGCAUAUGCAGAAGCACAUUUAUACGGGUAUAAUUGUUAAAUUUUAUAAAAAUUGUGUGGAGAGACACAAAUUAGUCAAUUAGAUUGGAAAUAUAUUUACAUACACACACAGUCUAUUUGAU